This is a messenger RNA of Camellia sinensis, 324 nucleotides long. NCBI's taxonomy places the organism in Eukaryota, Viridiplantae, Streptophyta, Magnoliopsida, Ericales, Theaceae. The record is from RefSeq and is a predicted model, not a curated record.
AUGGCGAUCCACAAAGCCCCAAGGAGCAACAAAAAACCCAGAUCCCCAGUCUUCAUACUCACAAUCUCCAUCUCAGCAAUUGCUCUCUUGUACCUUCUCUCUUCUCUGAAUUCCACAAAUGGGUUCUCUUUUUCCUCUGCCAAAACCCUCAAAAACUUGGUGGUUAAGACUCAUCAGAGACCCUUCAAUGCCUCCGAAAAGUACUUGUACUGGGGUAACAGAAUCGACUGUCCCGGAAAGAACUGUGAGACCUGUGCUGGUUUGGGUCAUCAGGAGUCCAGCCUCAGGUGCGCUCUUGAAGAAGCCAUGUUUCUUCAGAGCUGA